AAAAAAAACCCCAACAACUGCAUCCUAUUGCCGGCGGGCCGGCCGGCCACGCCACGGCCAGCCGGUUCCUUGUCCUUUUCCCAGGUGGACUUCACCCCACGCUUCCAUCUUUCUCAGAAGGCACCGCCGCCGGCACUUCACACAGCAGCUAAAUCAAGGCAAGCAUUCUUCGUCCAUCACUGCCUCACUCCGCAUCCAGCUGGUACUACUGUGGUGUCUGAGCAAGAGCGCCAAAGAGGCGCUGGCGCGGCCAUGGCGGCGGUGAAGCCCAUUCUGUACAGCGCGUGGAUCAGCUCCUGCUCCUUCCGGGUCCGAAUCGCCCUCAACCUCAAAGGUGUGGAUUAUGAGUACAGGGCUGUGACACGGACUGAUCCAGAUUAUGAAAAGAUCAAUCCAAUCAAGUAUGUCCCAGCAUUUGUAGAUGGGGAUUUUGUUGUUUCUGACUCCCUCGCAAUCAUAUUGUAUCUUGAAGACAAGUAUCCUCAACACCCUCUUUUGCCUCAAGAUCUCAAAAAGAAAGCUAUUAAUCUGCAGAUUGCAAAUAUAGUGUGUUCGAGCAUUCAACCUCUUCAAUGUUAUGCUGUAAUUGGUCUGGUUGACGGCAAGUUAAGCUCUAAUGAGAGUCUUCAGAUUGUUCGGCAUUACAUUGACAAGGGAUUUAGAGCAAUUGAGAAACUUUUGGAAGGGUGCGACAGUAAAUAUGCUACUGGAGAUGAAAUCCAAUUGGCGGAUGUGUUUCUUGCGCCACAGAUCCAUGCAGGCAUGACACGCUUCCAAAUUGAUAUGUCGAACUAUCCUCUUUUGGAGAGAUUCUACAAAGCCUACAUGGAAAUUUCUGCGGUUCAAGACGCUGUUCCUGAAAAGCAGCCAGAUGCACCAUCACCCUGGAUAUGAAAACUUACGACAAGACGCGUACUGUAAUGUGGGAAAUACUAGGGUUGCUGGUUCUCCCGGUAACCAUGGAUUAUACAAGAGCGGCCUGCUGCUCUUGCUCAGCGCAAGAGAAUAAGUGUUCACAGUACAAAAUUUAGCCUCAUCAGUGGGAAUAAUGAUCUUGUCGCAGUUGAGUUUUUGCAUGUACUACGCAACACGUGUCUUAGACUUGGAGAAUGUAUAGCAUGGCUGUCUACAUACAUGAAGCACUGUCCUGUAUAAGCAAGCCUUGACUUGGAGAAAGGUGCCUUCGUCGUUCUGAAAUUAAAAGUUGCUCCGCCAC
Messenger RNA from Panicum hallii, 1216 nucleotides. Its product is annotated as glutathione S-transferase-like. Gene Ontology annotation, molecular function: glutathione transferase activity; maleylacetoacetate isomerase activity. The coding region runs from base 253 to 894 and encodes 213 amino acids. The transcript has 9 exons. NCBI's taxonomy places the organism in Eukaryota, Viridiplantae, Streptophyta, Magnoliopsida, Poales, Poaceae. The record is from RefSeq and is a predicted model, not a curated record. Gene Ontology annotation, cellular component: cytoplasm. Gene Ontology annotation, biological process: glutathione metabolic process; L-phenylalanine catabolic process.